AUGCUGUCUACCGAAAACGGCAAUGCAAGUUUGACGACACCUCCACCACCGGGUGAACAGGUAGAUUUAAACGCCGCCGUCGCGGCACUAUCUACCAUGCGGCUCCCCAGUUUUUGGCGCCAUGCUCCCGAGCAAUGGUUCGUGCACGCUGAGACUAUUUUCCACAACCAGCGCAUCAAAUCUGACCUAUCGCGCGUCAACCACGUGGUCGCCACGUUGGACGAGGACGGAAUCCGUACAGUUACAGACCUACUAGGUCCAGAUGCUAGGUACGACCUCAUAAAAAGCCGACUUAUUACGGCGUACGUCGUCCCUACCGCCGCUCGGUUUCGUUCAAUGGUACAGCCUGGAGGUUUGGGCGACCGUCGCCCAUCACAAUUACUGCGUGACAUGCGAAGCGGAACCACCGACGGCAUCGGCGAAAAAGCCCUUAAAGAAUUCUGGCUACAGAAACUGCCUCCCGCUAUCCGCGCAGUCGUCAUUAGUCUCGACGGCAAUUUGGAUUCAGUCGCUGAACGCGCCGAUCGAAUUAUGGACGCAACAACAAGUCACAACAUCACUUCAGUCUCCACCUACAGUGACACGGAUCGUUUCAGAGCGAUCGAAAAUUCCAUUUUGGCGCUUACUACGCAAAUCGCCGCACUGGCCACAGCCCAAGCAAAAUCGCUCCGAACGUCACGUCCAACCACGCAGUCAACAUCUAACCGAUCACGUUCGCGCUCAAAAUCACGCCCGCGUAAUGACAGCUGGUGUUUUUACCACAACAAUUUCGGCGCCGAAGCGCGAAAUUGUCGCGACCCGUGUACUUUCCGCUCGGAAAACUAGUGGAAGCGGCGGAGGCCCCACUACCUUCCGCCGCCCACCCGACACGCCGCGUGUUCGUCAGCGACACACUAACCGGCAAGCAAUAUCUGAUCGAUUCCGGUGCCGAAAUAUCUGUGUUACCACCUACCGCAGGCGCACGUCCCGCGUCCGACAUAGUGUUGACGGCCGCCAACGGUACACGAAUACAAACGUACGGCCCCAAAACGUUACGUUUAAAUUUCGGCGUCAAACGAACAUAUACUUGGACAUUCGAAAUGGCAGACGUCGCUCGACCUAUCAUUGGCGCCGACUUCUUACAUUAUUUCGGUUUGCUUAUCGACGUCAAGCAUCACCGUCUUAUCGACCCUACAGAACAAAAUGUGAUUCAAACGAUAUCCAUUAAUGACGUCAGUACUACAGCAUUUGCCGUUUCUCACUCGCACAAAUGGACCGAUUUGCUGCAGGCAUUUCCCGACGUCACGCGCGAAUCGCCCGUGCCUACCGUGUUCAAGCACAACGUCGUACACGAGCUACGUACCACCGGACCACCAUUAUUCUCCCGCCCAAGACGACUACCACCGGAACGUGACCAGAUAGCACGCCGCGAAUUCGAAGGGGAUUUGUCGUCCGUCCUCAAGCGCCUGGGCCAGCCCACUUCUGCUAGUUGCCAAAAAAGACGGGUCAUGCCGACCAUGCGGCGACUAUCGGCAUCUUAACGCGGUCACACGUGCUGACCGUUACCCGUUGCCUCAUCUGCAUGAUUUCACGGCACACCUGGCAGGCCGGUCAUG
This is a messenger RNA of Myzus persicae (green peach aphid), 1595 nucleotides long. RefSeq lists its product as uncharacterized. Lineage: Eukaryota; Metazoa; Arthropoda; Insecta; Hemiptera; Aphididae. The transcript has a single exon. The coding region runs from base 1 to 825 and encodes 274 amino acids. The record is from RefSeq and is a predicted model, not a curated record.